AUGUUUCGUUCACCUACCCGCAAUACCGCGAGUCGUGGAAGUGAUAACACUGUUGUUUGUGAUACUGUGCAAUGUAAGGAAUGCAAAUUAGUGGUAAAUGAACUAUUGGCUUUUGUGAGUAAUAAAAUAGAUACUUUACCAGAAACGGGUAUCAUACAAAUAUGUUUAAGUGCAUACAGUUUCGAUGAAAUCGAGUCUGCGCGAUUGAUAGCAUACAAAUUAUUAGCACCGACAAAAAAAUGCAUGCGGAGAAGAGAUGGCUCGGAACAAAAGGGCCUACAGGAUAUAAUAAAACUAAUAAAAGAAUACGAUCCGGAUUGCUUGCCUACAUUUGUGGCAAAAAAUCUUAACAAGCUACCACCAAUUACUUUUGAUCACAUAGAUGUGACUACAUUUUUAAAAGAAAUGUCAAUAUUAAAGAGUGAGGUAGCCAAUAUUAAGGCGACAUCUUUGAAUAGUGACAAGUUUACAUCGAAUUCUGAUUUUGAAUACUUGAAACAAGAAAUUGAACAAGUAAAACGUAUGUUGCAAUUUAACUUGCAAACCGAACAAAGUAGCUGUGAACGAUCUCAACGCAAUGAUAGCGACCCUAAAAAUCAAAAACAACAACAGAAUACCUCGCAAGAAUCUGUUUCUAAGAAAUCUGUUAAGGCUUCUAGUGUUCAUUUGUUUUCUCCAUGUGCGCCGGAUAAUAAAACCAAUGGCACUAUAUGUGUUGAGAGUACUCUGAGGGAUUCGUACUCCGAUCCAAGUGUGACCGCCAUGAAGGCAUUGGAUACCCCUACUAAUACACCAUCGUAUAGAGAUAUAACGGUGAAUACGAAAUUUAAAAAGCCAAGUUAUAUUUCCAAGCCCGAAAAUGACAACUUUGUUCUAGUGGAACAUAGAAAAAGAAAGAAGCUCGUUAACUCAAGUGGUACAGCUCAGAUUUCUACCAAGUUAAGAGUGGCGGAUUUAACAUCGGCAGUGUAUGUUUCUCGAGUAAAUAAAUCGACCUCGGCAGAUGACAUCCGGGAGUAUAUUAAAGACAUGGGUGAGGAGUGUGUGAAAGUGGAAUUAUUAACGCAAAAAAAUGAAACGCAAUUCACAUCUUAUAAAAUUAUUGUAAGUAAAAACAAGUUAGAUCGCUUCCUGAAACCGGACUUUUGGCCAGAGGGGAUCAAAUUUAGAAUUUAUCGAGACUUUAUACCGAAAGGUAAGGUAGAAAAACUAAAUAGUAAUAAGAAAUAUAAUGGAUCAUAA
Messenger RNA from Leptidea sinapis, 1242 nucleotides. RefSeq lists its product as uncharacterized. The transcript has a single exon. The record is from RefSeq and is a predicted model, not a curated record. NCBI's taxonomy places the organism in Eukaryota, Metazoa, Arthropoda, Insecta, Lepidoptera, Pieridae. The coding region runs from base 1 to 1242 and encodes 413 amino acids.